Diaporthe citri is the source of this 1347-nucleotide messenger RNA. RefSeq lists its product as uncharacterized. Bases 1 to 1347 code for a protein of 448 amino acids. The record is from RefSeq and is a predicted model, not a curated record. The transcript has 2 exons. NCBI's taxonomy places the organism in Eukaryota, Fungi, Ascomycota, Sordariomycetes, Diaporthales, Diaporthaceae.
AUGAGGUUCGCAUCCGGCGAAAAGGACAACUACGAGGACGACCAUUACGCAACCCUAGGCGUGAAGCCAUCAGACUCGAUUGAGACGAUCCGGAAGGCAGGGAAUGCAUUGCGCAUGGCAACACAUUCAGACCACAACAAGGGUAUUGAUAAUGACAAAUUCAUAAAGGUUAACGCUGCUAUUCGAAUACUCGGGGACCAAGUGAAGAAGGCAAAGUAUGACCUCCGGUGGUGGGCACGGCAACCUGCGGCGCAGGCAAACUCAGCGACGCAGCAGCGAGAAGCUGAUGCCCUGAGGAGGGCCGCAGUCGCCAGGGAUCUCGCCCGUCGACGUGAAGAGGUGAAACGCGCCGUGGAAGCCGCGAAGGCGGCCGAGGCAAAGAAGAAAGACGAAGAGCGCAAGGCCAGGAGGCGCGCGAAGCGCGAAGCACAGAGGGCCGAGGCGGAGAGGCAGAAGAAGGCCGAGGAGGAGAAGAGGGAGGAGGAUCAGAGGAGGGCGGCGAUUGAGGCGGCGAAGGCCGUCGAGAGGAAGAAGGGGGAGCAGGAGGCUGCUAGAAAGAAGGCCGAGGCUGCCGCCGCCAUGAGAGCUGCCGCCAAUGCCAGGGCUGCCGAGCGGGAGAGGGUGCGAAAGAGGGAGGCACGGAUGGUUGUGCUCAGGCAUGUACCGAUCCGAGCAUCCCUACUUGAUGUCACCCAAGCCCUGGAGCCGUUGGGGCCGGGACGCAUCCUCGACUCGGGCGUGGGGGAGGGUACGGCCUGGUUUGAGUUCUGGACAGCCGAGCAGGCGCAGGCGCUACAGCGUAUCGUGACGGAGACGGACCAGUGCGUCGUACUCGGCAAGACGAUCAAGACUGCCUCCAUAUACCAGGGCCGUGCCAAGCCUCCGGAGGGCCCAGAGCUCAUCACCAGGAGCCUCUACAUCAUCGCACCCCCACAAUUCCUGGAUGGGGAAGCAAAAUUGUACCCAGUGUUGAAAAGGAAACUCCGCGCGCAGGGCUUCACGGUCCAACCUGCUGCUGGUAUCGCCCAGGGCGACACACCGACCGGCAAGUGGCUCAUCGGAAAUUACGCGUCUGUCGCGAAGGCCCAGAGCGCGAAAGCAGCACUGGAAAAGCAUUACCCAGAACUUAAGGUUUAUUAUAGUUGGGACCUAUGUGAAGGUGUGGUUCCAACGGCACAGGAGGGUGCAGAAAUGGGCUCCAACAGCAGCAAGAAAGGGUCUGACUCCUGGGUUAGCCCAGUUGGACUUGUUUUCGGGGCCGUGGUCCUUGCGAUUGCUAUCUACAUGGACAUAAACAAACUCAAGUCCUCAGACAAGGAGGCACAGCAGAAGAACGAGGAUAAAUGA